Molecule: messenger RNA, 540 nt
Organism: Ostrea edulis (European flat oyster)
Lineage: Eukaryota; Metazoa; Mollusca; Bivalvia; Ostreida; Ostreidae
Product: plasminogen-like
Exons: 3
Molecular function (GO): signaling receptor binding; endopeptidase activity
Source: RefSeq, a predicted model, not a curated record
GGGUAUCAACUGCAUGACCUUAUUUUUUUUUCAGGAAGCGCCACUGCGGAAUGCCUGACUGACUCGGACCCCACAGGAGAACUUUACACUGGAACGCAGAAUGUUGCUAGCAAGGGAGAAGUGUGUCAAAGAUGGGACAGCCAGUCGCCACAUGGUCACAAGUUUACUAAUCUUGAUGGCCAAGCUAAUUACUGCCGAAAUCCAGACGGUGAACGCGGCCCCUGGUGUUACACAAUGGACCCGGAAGUUCGUUGGGCUUUUUGUGAUAUUCCUUCCUGUAACAACAUUGUAGGAAGCGCCCCUGUGGAAUGCCUGACUGUCUCGGAUCCCUCAGGAGAACUUUACACUGGAACGCAGAAUGUUACAAGCACGGGAGACGUUUGUCAGAGAUGGGACAGCCAGUCGCCACAUGGUCACGGGUUUACUAAUCUUGGUGACCAAGCUAAUUACUGUCGAAAUCCAGACGGUGAACGCGGCCCCUGGUGUUACACAAUGAAACCGGAAGUUCGUUGGGCUUUGUGUGAUAUUCCUUCCUGUUAA